This is a messenger RNA of Tribolium madens (black flour beetle), 3612 nucleotides long. It is a transcript of the gene wde, whose product is annotated as RE1-silencing transcription factor. Bases 33 to 3503 code for a protein of 1156 amino acids. Gene Ontology annotation, biological process: DNA integration; regulation of DNA-templated transcription; DNA recombination. The record is from RefSeq and is a predicted model, not a curated record. Lineage: Eukaryota; Metazoa; Arthropoda; Insecta; Coleoptera; Tenebrionidae. The transcript has 6 exons. Gene Ontology annotation, cellular component: transcription regulator complex; nucleus. Gene Ontology annotation, molecular function: protein binding; transcription coregulator activity; DNA binding.
AAAAAAUUUUGUUUCCUCAAAUAAAAAAUAAAAUGAGCGAACACGACUUCUCGUCAUCUCAAUCCCCAGAAACAAAGGAGAUUGUCUAUGAAAAGUUUGAGGAAUGGUGUAAGGAGAACGCAAUCGAGGAAAUAACCGAAGACGUUUUGCUUUCAUAUUUUGAAUUACAAUGUGAUAAAAACAAGUCAACUUUAUUUGCAAUUUUGAAACAUUGUCUAAGUUUGUAUAAAGAUGUUGACAUUUCAAAGUAUAAUCGACUACAAGCUGCAAUUUCCGUCGACAAUCUAAAAUCGUAUGCUACUUACCAGAAACAAUAUAAAAAAUUCAAGGAUUGGUGUAAGGAGAACGAAAGCGAAGAAAUAUCCGAAGAUGUUUUGCUUUCAUAUUUUGAAUUACAACGAAAUAAAUACAAGCCAUCGACUCUAUGGUCCACCUUUUCGAUGUUAAGACAUUGUCUAAGCUUGUAUAAACAUGUUGAUAUUUCAAAGUACAGUCGACUUCAAGCCUUGUUAAAAUGCACGUCAGAAGGAUAUAGCCCAAAAAAAUCAAACACUUUGGAAGAGGAAGACAUUCAUAGAUUUUUACAAGAAGCCGAUGAUAGAAUGUACUUGGCGAUGAAAGUCAUUUUGAUUAUGGGAUAUCACGGGGCCUGUAGACGAGAGGAACUAACCAAUAUGUCAAUUGACGAUAUUGAGUUUACACCAAAUUCGAUAAUAGUCUCAGUCCCUCAAACAAAAACCAGUUCAAUUCGAAUUUUUACAAUAACAGAUGAAUACUGCAUACUCAAAAUUAAGAAAUACGCCGAUUUAAGGCCUUCAAUAGUCGCACAUAAACGAUUUUUUCUCACUUAUCGGAAUGGACAUUGUGUCCAUAGCCCAAUUGGUGUGAAUACCAUGGGCAAAAUACCCAAAGAAAUCGCAGCUUUUUUAAAACUACCCAAUCCAGAACUCUACACUGGCCAUUGUUUCAAACGCACAAGCACAACCCAUUUGGCAAAUCGGUUCGGUAACAUGUUACUAGUCAAACGACAUGACACGUGGAAACCCGAGAUUUAUAUUAAAUCAGAAAACGACACGUGUCAUGAUUCGAACUUGCCUGGGUGCUCUGGCAUGUGCACCAUUAAUAGUUAUUUUACGGUCACUAGUGAUUUUUACAACGAUAUCAUUGUUCAAGAAUUUCAAGAACCGGCGAAAGAUGAAACAGAGGAAGACAUCUUGAAUAAAUUCGAAAACUCGGCUACACCAACUGACAACAUUGAUGCGCAAUUGGAAGAACGAUUACUAAAUGAUGAAGAUGAAGAGAAGAAAGUGAAGAAGAGUUUGGAAAAUGAAGAGUCCCAAAACGAAGAAGUGAAAUCUCAAAGUGAAGAGGUUAUCGAAAAUACUCCAAAUGGUAUAGAAACCGAUAGUCCAAGUGAGAGUGUGGCUGAAAAGCCAACUAGCCCCUCUGGUGGUGAAGAAAUCGAAGCAGACAAGUUAUCCGCACAAGUGAACGGUCUAAUAAACAGUCUUGAGGAAAAAGAAGAACAAAACAAUGACAAAACUUGUCCACCAGUCGUUGAAGAACCCAAAAGUGAUAAUUCCAGUAGUUCCCCCAAGCUACAAAAUGAAGAUUCCGAAGACUUGUUUGACAUUAGCAUCAUUCGAGAUGCAGCUGAAGAUAAUGCAGAAAGUGCAUACAAUGAAGCACAUCCAGUUGAAGAAAACGAAGAUAGUGACGGAAAGGUUGAAGAUGAUGCUACCAAUGAGAAAGCAGCUGAAGAGAUAGAAGUCGUGGAAGAAAUGGAAAUUGAACGACAAGAAUUGGAAAUUGAAGAAACUAAGUUGGAUUGUGAGAGUGUGAAAGAAACUAGUGAUGGGGAAAGUGAAAAUAAGACUGAGACUACUAACAGUGAGGAGAAAAUUUGUGAUAAUGUUGAUAAGAGUGAGAACGAGUGUAGGUUGGAUGAAGUUACCGGAAAGUUGAUGAAUGGGGAAGUGGAAGAAAAAGAAGAGGAGAAAGAUAGUGAAGCUGAUCAGAAACGGAGGUCGCUAAAAAGGGUCAAUUCUGAGGAGGGGGAGCAUGGGAUCGCGAAAAAAUCCCGAACAGAUGAUGAGUUUCAGGAAAAACUGCCAUUAAAAACACUGCUUUCGUUAUCCGAGUUUAUGAAAACUAAGAAAAAACCAACAAUGCAUGAUUUAGAGGAGUUUUGUGUGCAAAAAAUUUGCGAGGCUAUAGUCCAUAAGAGUGAUUUAGGUGAUGUUCACCACCAAUUAAAAGUCCAAGAACAACUAAUUGAGACAAUGAGGAAGGAAAUCCUCCAACUUACAAAACAAGCCCGCGAUUUGGAAAUCGUAAAUAAGAAAUUGAUGAAUGAUUUGAAACAACACAAUACAACACAGAAACCUUUAAGUCCGUUGAAAAUCACUCGAUCGGUGGGAUUACAAGUGAAAUUCACUCCAGUUUCAAGUUUUGAAGCUAAACGAAGAGCAACAACAAAUCCGCCAGUUCCGAACCAGAAGGUUCCAGUUCCAGUUCCAGCAGCUAGAAGUCCUCGAAGUGCCCCUACCCCAGUCCAAAACCCCCCAAAUCGCCAAUGUACGUUUUUGUUGGUUUCUCAGGCUACAACUCCUCAGAAACCUCAACAGCAGUCCAAACCUGUCACUCCUUUACUAUCGCAAGCUCUACGAAGAGUCAAUGACACCCCCAAGACUCCCCCUCAAGUAGUUCGAGGCAAGCAAGGGGGUGGUUCAGCUUCGGUCAUCGAUUUAACCGAUGAAGAUGAUAAAAAUAAAUCGCCGAAUAAAAUGGUUCAGAAAAAUGUUGCAGUUCCUUUGAGACCAACCCCAAUGCGAGUGAAUGCACAACCUACUCAAGGGAUUAGAUUAGCGACUUCGCAUGGGAAAGUGACUCCGAUCACUUCAGUUGUGACGUCAAGUGCCCCCCAAGUGAUGUAUGUUGUGCAAUCGUCGCCCCAAAAUGUCUUGAAUUCGACUUUGGGGCAAAAAGCGGUUGUUGUCAACUUCCAAUCAGCCAAUGGUGUUUUAACUUCGACUUUGAACGGGUCUGCUGUGUCUGUCAUCCCGAAACAGGGGAAUACCAUACAGUUAAAGCCCGUUCCUGCGACUAAAGCCAUCAAAAUGCCAAAUAAGCAUCCUGCCCCACUGCCGGUACCACCACUGAUUCGAAUUGGGGCCGAUAAGCCCCUCAAGCCUAUACCACCGAAGCCACACUUGACUAUUAGAAAAACAGAUACGGGAAUUAUUCUUCAGUGGAAAAUGCCCUAUGAGCUGGACAUGUACGAAGUUAUAGCCAGUUAUCAGUUAUAUGCAUAUCAGGAGACUAGUGCGUCGCCUAGUACGGACAUGUGGCGGAAAGUGGGUGAUGUGAAGGCGUUAGCGCUUCCAAUGGCGUGCACUUUGACGCAGUUUGCUGAUAAAAAUAAGUACUAUUUCGCGGUACGGCCUGUGGAUAUUCAUAAAAGAAUCGGAAUGUUUAGUGACCCCGAGGAGAUUUCGUUGUAAAUAUUACUGUAAGAUGGAUAUGUAAGCAUCAAUCAUGGUUAAUUUCAUCUAUAAUUUAUGUUUCUACCACUAUGGAAUUCUAUUAUUAAAUUGUCAAACAGUUAGAAGA